This is a messenger RNA of Haliaeetus leucocephalus (bald eagle), 687 nucleotides long. It is a transcript of the gene PRR7, whose product is annotated as proline rich 7 (synaptic). The transcript has 2 exons. Lineage: Eukaryota; Metazoa; Chordata; Aves; Accipitriformes; Accipitridae. Bases 1 to 687 code for a protein of 228 amino acids. The record is from RefSeq and is a predicted model, not a curated record.
AUGGUGAUGUCCCAGGGCACCUACACCUUCCUCACCUGCUUCGCGGGCUUCUGGCUCAUCUGGGGGCUCAUCGUGCUGCUGUGCUGCUUCUGCAGCUACCUGCGGCGGCGGGUGAAGCGGCAGCAGGAGGAGCGGCUGCGGGAGCAGAGCCUGCGCGCGUUGGAGCUGGAGCCGCUGCACUACGAGGGUUACGGGGGCAGCCCCCCCGGCAUCGCCAUUCCCCACCGCCUCCGCCUCGAGCCCCACCAUCAUCACCCCCACCACAUCCCACCCCCCCGGCCCUGGAGCUGCCGGCACGAGUCAGACCUGUCGAAGCCGCCGUGCUACGAGGAGGCGCUGCUGAUGGCGGAGCCCCCCCCGCCGUACAGCGAGGUGCUGAUGGACACGCGGGGGCUCUACCGCAAAAUCAACGCCCCCUUCCUGAGCCACGAGCGGCUGGAGAAGCAGGAGCAGCCCCCCAGCUACAAACCCCUUUUCCUGGACGCCGGCUACGGUUCGGCACUGCACCUGCCCCGCUCGGCCAGCCCCGGUCCUGCCUGCCCGGACCUCUACCUGCAGGCAGAAUGUUCCCCCCGCAUGUUUCCCAGCUGGACGGACUCGGAGCUCAGCAGCAGGGACACCUACGAGCCGGGACCCUGGCACCUCCCGGUCUCCAUGCCCCUCUUCGGCAGGACUACCGCUGUCUAA